AUGCUUAUGUCAAAUGGAUUACGACAACUUAAUCUUUUUACUGUUUGGGAACAAGCAAAUUUGUUAAACAUAGCCUAUUUGAUUGUCGAUCGACUACCUGAUUUGAAAAUUAUAGAACUACAUGGUUAUGACGAUAAACUCAUUGAUAUGUCACAUAUAUUUAUUAAUAGUCUUUCAAAAUUAACUUUUAUUACUAUUAGUGGUUGUUAUAAACAUGGGAAACUUUAUGAUAAAAGAUUGCGGGAUUUACAAAAAUCGUCUAGUCGAUUCUUUCGGACUGAAGUUGCUAAUACAAUAGAUGAAGAUACUAUUUUUAUAUGGUUAUAA
Rotaria sp. Silwood1 is the source of this 327-nucleotide messenger RNA. The record is from the annotation of a GenBank genome assembly. NCBI's taxonomy places the organism in Eukaryota, Metazoa, Rotifera, Eurotatoria, Philodinida, Philodinidae.